CUUAACCUCAACCAACAUGGAGGCUAGCUAUCGCGCAGAACUGCGGCGCCAGGCCCACCAAGCCAAUACUCGUGCCUCUACAGACAAACUACACAUACAAGAAGAUUUUCGAAAUAUAUAUACAACUCUCACCGAAGGCCUUUCCUCUGAAGAAUCGAAACUUGCCGCGAAGCCACCACCACCUGAGCUCAUGAUGCUGGUCGUGCGAAACAUGAUAUAUCCUAAUAUCCUCUCCGCGUAUAUCCCGGAUCUCCUAGAAGUAUUGAGCAACAUCGAGAAAUGGCGUGCAAGGGCAAAUGGUCGAGCUGGUCGCGCAUUAGCGUGCGACGGAUACUGGCCCCACUACCACAAACAAUAUUCCAGCGGCCUAACUGAUAGCGAUCGAAAAGUCUUGCAGGUCAUCUCCGACGCUCAUGAAGUAACUCGAACAAAAUACGUUGAGAUUCUCAAGCAGUAUUGCAAUCUGCACUUGUACUACAUAUGGACGUCCAAAUCUCCAGUAGACGUUAAGCAAAAACUUGACUCCCGAUGAGCUAGUCAAACUUUGGGAGGUGAGGAAAGAAUGGGCUGACUUUGUUGCUGAAUGCAUGACCCCAUGUCAGAGUUCCCAACCAGGAACAAAUAGUUGCUCAAACAGAAGCAUAUCUUGUUCUGGUCCAGAAGGAGGUUGAUGCGCUAGAGCGAAUUUUUAACGAGGAUGCAUACAAGUAUCGAGUGGGUUGAGACUAUGAAUGUUGUAUGUACAU
Messenger RNA from Lentinula edodes (shiitake mushroom), 746 nucleotides. RefSeq lists its product as uncharacterized. The transcript has 5 exons. Bases 17 to 532 code for a protein of 171 amino acids. The record is from RefSeq and is a predicted model, not a curated record. NCBI's taxonomy places the organism in Eukaryota, Fungi, Basidiomycota, Agaricomycetes, Agaricales, Omphalotaceae.